CUCGCGAGAAUUCGGCGUAACGUUCCUCUGGGGGCGGGAGUCUUGGUGUCCAUGUUGAAUAGAGGCUGCCGUUGGCGCCGCUGCGUCGUUGGGCGAUUUGCAGUACCGAAAGAUUUAUAUUAAAAGACAUGGUUUUCACCUCACUUCCUCAACAAAGAUAGAUUUUUUUCUUCUUUUCGAUGCCUAUUUUAUACCACAAUGCAGCAAGCUUUAGAACUAGCUUUGGAUCGUGCAGAGUAUGUCAUUGAAAGUGCCAGACAGAGACCUCCUAAAAGGAAAUACCUCUCUAGUGGAAGAAAAUCUGUAUUUCAAAAACUUUAUGACUUAUAUAUUGAAGAAUGUGAAAAAGAGCCUGAAGUUAAGCAGAAAUUAAGAAGAAAUGUGAACUUGUUAGAGAAGCUUGUUAUGCAAGAGACAUUGUCAUGUUUAGUGGUCAACCUAUACCCAGGAAAUGAGGGAUAUUCUCUGAUGCUCAGGGGAAAAAAUGGAUCAGAUUCUGAGACCAUUCGACUGCCUUAUGAAGAAGGAGAAUUGCUUGAAUACUUGGAUGCAGAAGAAUUGCCUCCUAUUUUGGUUGAUCUCCUAGAAAAAUCUCAGGUUAAUAUUUUUCACUGUGGAUGUGUCAUAGCAGAAAUACGUGACUAUAGACAGUCUAGUAAUAUGAAGUCUCCUGGUUACCAAAGUAGACACAUUCUCUUACGUCCAACAAUGCAGACUUUAAUCUGUGAUGUACAUUCAAUAACAAGUGAUAACCAUAAGUGGACCCAGGAAGACAAACUUUUGCUUGAGAGCCAACUGAUCCUAGCUACAGCAGAACCAUUGUGUCUUGAUCCUUCUAUAGCAGUAACUUGCACUGCAAACAGACUGCUGUAUAACAAGCAAAAGAUGAACACACGCCCAAUGAAAAGAUGUUUCAAGAGGUAUUCCAGGUCCACUAUGAAUCGGCAGCAGGAUCUGUCUCAUUGUCCACCUCCUCCUCAACUAAAAUUACUUGAUUUCUUGCAAAAGAGAAAGGAAAGAAAAGCAGGUCAGCAUUAUGACCUCAAAAUUUCUAAGGCAGGGAAUUGUGUGGAUAUGUGGAAACGGAGUCCCUGUAAUUUGGCCAUACCUUCUGAAGUGGAUGUAGAGAAAUAUGCUAAAGUAGAGAAGUGUAUCAAAUCUGAUGACUCACAGCCAACAGUCUGGCCAGCCCAUGAUGUAAAAGAUGAUUAUGUAUUUGAAUGUGAAGCUGGUAAUCAGUAUCAGAAAACGAAGCUAACUAUUUUGCAGUCACUUGGUGAUCCACUUUACUAUGGUAAAAUACAGCCAUGUAAAGAAGAUGAAGAAAGUGACAGCCAGUUGUCUCCAGCCCACUCUUCCACAGAUGAUCAUUCAAAUUGGUUCAUUAUUGGAUCAAAGACUGAUGCUGAGAGAGUAGUCAAUCAAUACCAGGAAUUGGUCCAGAAUGAGGCGAAAUGUCCGGUCAAAAUGUCACACAGUUCCAGUGGUUCAGCCAGCCUGAGUCAGCUUUCUCCAGGGAAAGAAACAGAACAGCCUGAGACUGUUUCAGUUCAGUCUUCAGUAUUGGGGAAGGGAGUAAAACAUCGACCUCCACCCAUCAAACUUCCCUCAAGCUCAGGAAAUAGUACUACAGGUAACUAUUUUACACCGCAGCAGGCCAGCAGCUUUCUUAAAUCCCCAACUCCUCCUCCUGCUUCUAAGCCACCAAGCCUUUCUCGGAAGUCAUCUGUAGAUCUCAAUCAAGUUAGCAUGCUUUCUCCGGCUGCCCUGUCACCUGCCAGCUCAUCACAAAGAACCACAGCCACCCAGGUCAUGGCAAACUCUGCUGGACUUAACUUCAUCAAUGUAGUGGGCUCUGUUUGUGGAGCUCAGGCUCUGAUGAGUGGUUCAAACCCUAUGCUGGGCUGUAACACUGGUGCCAUAACUCCUGCAGGAAUAAAUCUGAGUGGCCUUCUACCCUCAGGAGGUCUGCUACCAAAUGCAUUGCCUGGUGCAAUGCAGGCAGCUUCCCAAGCAGGUGUUCCAUUUGGCUUAAAAAAUACGUCAAGUCUCAGGCCCUUGAAUCUACUGCAGCUUCCAGGUGGUUCUCUCAUUUUUAACACUCUACAGCAGCAGCAACAACAGCAACUCUCACAGUUUACACCACAACAAGCUCAGCAACCAACAACUUCUAGUCCUCAGCAGCCAGGGGAACAGGGUUCUGAACAGUGUUCAACCAGUCAAGAACAGGCCUUAUCUGCUCAGCAUGCUGCUGUUAUUAACCUUGCUGGAGUCGGCGGUUUUAUGCAGUCACAGGCAGCUGUGUUGUCUCAGCUUGGCUCUGCCGAGAACAGACCUGAGCAAAGCCUUCCUCAGCAGAGAUUCCAGCUCUCCUCUGCCUUUCAACAGCAGCAGCAACAGAUACAAUUGCGAUUCUUGCAGCAUCAAAUGGCUAUGGCAGCAGCAGCAGCACAAACAGCUCAGCUACAUCGUCAUCGGCAUACAGGCAGCCAGUCAAAAAGUAAAAUGAAGAGAGGCACGCCAACCACUCCAAAAUUCUGAGUCUUGCAUUAUUUUUUUUUUUUUAACAUAAGAGCAUUGAAUCAGAAGGUUUCUGAGUUUCUACUUCGUUUCGUUUUUUUUUUUUUUUUUUAAUGUCAGUAUUUUACAUUGCUAGAUGUAUAAACUUUAUACAGAAGCACAACCCUAUGAUUUUUAAAUAAAAACAGGGAAACGGUCUACCAGACUAUUAGGGUUGGUUUGCCUAAGUCAUUGCUUUAUAAAAAUGGUUUCACUGUACAUAAAACAUAGGGAAGUGACCUAAGAAAUAUUAGAAACAUCUUUCAGAAGAAUGUAGCUUAAUAUUUAUUUAGUAUAAAAGGUUUGUGCACAGUUCAACAAAUACAAUUUUUACAAAUCUGUUUCAAAAU
This is a messenger RNA of Talpa occidentalis (Iberian mole), 2909 nucleotides long. RefSeq names its product SPT20 homolog, SAGA complex component (gene SUPT20H). NCBI's taxonomy places the organism in Eukaryota, Metazoa, Chordata, Mammalia, Eulipotyphla, Talpidae. Gene Ontology annotation, cellular component: SAGA complex. Gene Ontology annotation, molecular function: transcription coregulator activity. Gene Ontology annotation, biological process: regulation of transcription by RNA polymerase II. The record is from RefSeq and is a predicted model, not a curated record. The coding region runs from base 199 to 2541 and encodes 780 amino acids. The transcript is spliced from 26 exons.